Linum trigynum is the source of this 6722-nucleotide messenger RNA. The record is from the annotation of a GenBank genome assembly. NCBI's taxonomy places the organism in Eukaryota, Viridiplantae, Streptophyta, Magnoliopsida, Malpighiales, Linaceae.
GACAAAGGGUCACACUCUUUAAAAUGAGAGAUGGGUUGGGUGUCAGUUUGGUGAGGAGCGGGGCGUUGAUCGAAAUUCAAUACUCUCCUCCCCGAAAAUUAGCUCUCCUACCUCUCCAACCAACCGUUAACCCCAUUAUUGUAUUCUCCGUCCGUCUUCAACCUCCAAGCCGCAAGCCCGCAACUCUUUUAUUACUCCCCUCGCUUCUCCGGCUGCUUAUCUCUGAGAUCCAGUUCCCCAUCUCCCCAUCCUUCUUCUUCUUCUUCCAUUCUCCCUUCGAAAGUCUAAACCCAAUCUCAAGGGGAAGAUAAUUCUUCCCGGUCCAGGAAUUGGGGAGAAUCUUUGGCUGGACGGAAUGAAGGUCACAGUGGUUUCUCGCAGCGGCAGAGAGGUCAUCAAAGGAGGCGUCGACCUUAGCGAUUCGGCUACGGUGGCCGAUCUGCAAGAGGCAAUUCAUAAACGAACUAAAAAAUUCUAUCCAUCAAGACAGCGGCUGACCCUUCCUGUGCCAUCUGGAUCGAAAGAGAAGCCAACAGUCCUCACCGCGAAGAAAAGCCUUAAGGAAUACACUGAUGGGAACUCAGACAGCUUGACCAUUGUUUUCAAGGACCUGGGUCCUCAAGUCUCCUACCGUACACUCUUCUUCUUCGAAUACCUUGGACCUUUGCUACUAUACCCCGUUUUCUAUUACUUCAAUGUCUAUGAAUUCCUCGGCUACAAGGGGUCCGAGCGUGUUAUACACCCGGUUCAGACAUAUGCCAUGUACUACUGGUGCUUCCACUACUUCAAGCGUAUUAUGGAGACAUUUUUUGUGCACCGGUUUAGCCACGCCACCUCGCCUCUAUCCAACGUGUUCCGCAAUUGUGCUUAUUACUGGACGUUUGGUUGCUACAUUGCUUAUUACGUGAAUCACCCACUCUACACUCCUGUUGGUGACCUUCAGAUGAAGAUUGGCUUCGCCUUUGGUGCGCUUUGCCAAGUCUCAAACUUUUACUGCCACAUCUUGCUGAGCAACCUGCGCAGUCCUGAUGGAAGUGGUGGCUAUCAAAUCCCUCGUGGGUUUCUAUUCAAUAUUGUGACUUGUGCAAAUUACGCGACGGAGAUUUAUCAGUGGCUGGGUUUCAACGUUGCAACUCAGACCGUCGCAGGCUAUCUUUUCCUUGUGGUUGCUGCUUCUAUCAUGACCAACUGGGCCCUGGCUAAGCACCGCAGGUUGAAGAAGCUGUUUGAUGGGAAGGAUGGACGACCUAAGUACCCACGCCGAUGGAUCAUACUACCUCCAUUCCUGUAGACUCAAAUUGUUGCUCUACUCCCCUUUGUUGUUGGCUACUCAAGAAAUGCUUCCUCGAAACUCAGAGCACUGACAUUUCUUGUCUUGGUGGAUCAUUUUCUAUGUCGUUGAAGAUGGAAGGUCCUGGUUUUCCCAAUCAUCUCACUUGUGAAGUCGUUAAGCAUUUCGUUAGAGGAAUUGGUUGUUGGGAACCAGGGAAGUGGACGAUCGGAUCCUCCUUGGCGAGCUUUCUACUUUCAAACUCUCGGUUUAACGUUAUUUAUCCGAGGUUUCCUGUUUGUGUUGAGCUAGUUUAGACCGAAAAAGUUGUGGUGUCUUAAUGAUCUUUGCUGUGGUGUUUUAGUCUCUGCUCUCAUCUUCCAGGAUAUGAAUUAUUGUUGUACUCAUCUUUUAAGUUAUGAACCCAGCUAGUCGUUGUAUAUCUCCUUGCACACAGAUUGAAGAGAAACCAAUAAAGCAGGGUAUGUUAGGCUCACAUCCGUAAUGUCAUCUCAUUUUUUUUUUUCAAUCACUUGUCCUGUAUCUCAUCUUCUAAUUGUCGUUACCAUGUCCAUGUUUUGCAUCUCAUAUAUGAUUUGCAGAGGGUUUGAUAAUGAAUACUAAUGGAUCUUAGAACUUAGACUAAAUUGCAUGUGAUCCUGCCUGCAAAUUCUCUUUGAAUUAGGGGUGUCCAUUCAGGUUCGGUUUUUCGGGUUUACCAGAACCUGAUCCGAUUAUAUACAUUUUUCGGUUUUUUGGGUUCGGGUUUGUUUCGAAUUCGGGUUCGGUUUUGCUUAUCGGUUUUUCGGGUUCCGGCUGAAAAAACCUCCAAUGAAUAGAAUUCAGCCCGUAUUCUUAGGCGUUCGGAUUUUCGGGUUUCGGUUUUGCUUUAACCGAACCCGAUAAAGAUUUUUCGGGUUUCGGGUAACCGGAACCCGCAAGUCCUUGUCGGCUUCGGGUUCGGUUUUCAGUGAUAUACAGUUUCGGAUUUUCGGGUUUUUUCGAGUAACCGAACCCGACCCGUACUGACACCCCUAGUUUGAAUCUUGUACACUAAUUAGAAACAAUAAGCUAUUCUAUUACUAGUCUUCUCAACCGAAAGAUAACUUAUGAGCUGUAAGUUUAUACGGAUCCUACAUUUCUUGUAGUUAAAUUAAGAGUUAGGGUCAUGGAGAUUCAAAUACAAGACGUCUCGAUCAAACCUUGUUCAUUGAGCUUAAAUUAACUGAUACGCAGAAUUUAUCAAUUUAUCUGACACGAAUACAGCAGUAGAAGGCACCAAUAACUGCCAUGUGAGUGUGAUAAAGGGUGGCUAAAUGCAAGUGGUGGAAACUGGAAGCAAUGAUAACGAUCGAUGUGGGGAAUCAAACGGAACAGUCGAAUGAUGGUCUGGGCUGGGGAGCUAAAGCGCACACACGCUGGUCUCAUGAUUGUCGCGUCACACACCUUCAUGCUACUGUGUUACACCCUUUUCCCUCCCAAAUCACAUGCUUAUGAUUUUUGCCCCCCAAACUAACAGUAUAGACUGAAAACAUGUUUUCGUUAUAUUUUGUUGUUGUUGUGGUUGCGGCAAUACCAGUUGGCAACACAAUAUAAGUUAGCCGAAAUCACUUUAAGUACCUUUCUUGUAGCAUCCAAAAGUUGUUUCUUGUGGGAUUCUGUCGGUUGCUUGAAUAACGUUCAAGCGAGUUUAUGAUUAAAUCUCACUAGAACCACUUUCUAUAUGUUGCUUCUCUAUAUUUGUGCAUAGCUCAUCCACGAAACCUUAUUGUCAAUAUUAUUUUCAUUCAUUUAUUUUUUCAUCAAAUUUUUCAUAAUCGUCAGGUCACACUAUAUCUUUCAUUUUUUUCUCUUGCUUUUGUCUUUGUCACGGUAUUGAUACUGAACAAUGUCUAAGAGAAGUAAUCCAAUACAUUUUUAUUUAUGGUUGUCAACUUCGAUAAUUUUUCAAUAUUACCAACUAAACAGAAUUAUGUUUUCUAUGUUCAUAUAGUUGUUAUACAUCUAUUGUCACUUGUCACAACUCUACCGCAAACAUAACUGUUAGUAGAGGUCAACUUUUGGAUAUGCUCAUGAAAUAGGAUUAGCACAUGGUCAUAAUAUUGCUACCCUUGUUGGUGAUUGUGUUUUAGAGAAGAGACAAGUACGUGUGUGGCAUCUCCGGUUAUAGCUAUGGAUCAUGACUCCUAGACUUAAGCUCGUCAUUGAUUCGCUAUCAACUAGCGGCGGAUCUAGGGGGGCCGCCCCCUGGCCACGGGCCAGCCCUCCCCGGAUCCAAAGCUCGUAUUGUACUUGUAAAUUUUCGAUUUUGGGUAUAUAUUUCAGUGUUCAUUGGGUUAUGGCCUAGCCCUCUCCAUCGCUUUUUAAAUGCGGCCCAGUGCUCUAACCUGUUCUGGAUCCGCCGUUGAUAUCAACUUUGAGUUGCUUACACUAGGUAAAGGUUCAAAUUGAGAAGUUACCUUUAUGUAUCCGUUACUUGUAGGGAUGGCAAUGGGGCGUGUUUGGGGCGGGUUUGCCUAAACCAUCCCCAUCCCCAUCUUCAAAUACCCAAACCCAUACCCGCCCCAUACUCAUGCGGGGAAAUGUUUUGCAAACCCAUCCCCAUAUCCGUGGGUUUCGGGUACCCAUGGGUAAUACCCAUACCCGUACAUCCGACAUUAUUAUACCUAAAACUUACCAGAAAAGUUUUAAUUAUAACUUUAAACGAACAUAUUAUAUCAUGAAGUCAACAAAUCACAGUCAUUUUUUUAAUAUGGUUCAAAGAAUACGAUCCCAAAAUAUCCAUUAAUACAUAAAAUAGAGUAUAAUAUUUUUCAAAUUAUUAUGUUCUAACUCUGAUACAUCUACUAAAUAAUAAUUAACUAACAUAAUCUUGUUGACAAGGCAAAAGUGAAAGAGUGAAAUGAGAAUUGAGAGAAAUGAGUUAGGUUUUGAUUAAGAUAGUCACUCAAUUGCAUUUCUACUAUUUAUUUUAUCAAGUUAUCCUCAUCAUCAUUGAUAGAUUAUAAUUUGAUGCACAUAUUUUUUAUAUAUGAAGAAAUUCUCUUAGUGGGGCGGGUAUGGGUAUGGGGCGGGGGAGGCUAAAACCAAACCCGCCCCAUACCCAUCAAAUUUUUUGCAGGUUUUACCCAUACCCGGUCAAAGUGAGGAUUCCCCGCAUUGACUGGGUCGGGGGCGGUCGGAUACCCGCGAUCAUGGGUUUGAUUGCCAUCCCUAGUUACUUGUUCGAUACGGUACUUCCAACUCUUGUUGACUAAGUGGGAGAUCGUUAGAGUAGUCAACAAUGAAUAAAGUACCACAUUGGUGGAAGAAAGAAAGUGCAAGUGGUUUAUAGCCUAACUAACUACUUUAUUUUAUUGAAUAAAAUAAUAAGUAGGUUUUGGAGUGAGUGUGUGCAAUUUAAUUUGACAUAUUAAAUCGCACUACGUUUGCGCAACGCGUUUGGAUUUGAAUUUUUGACUAAUUAAUUAUUGGAAUUAUUUUUUAUUAAUUAAUUCAGAUAAUUAGUUGAUAUUUUAUUUUUGUGAAACGACAUAACCCUUUGGAAGGGAACUGUCGUUUUCACAAUAAAAGACUUCUGCAGCCAAUCUUCUUUUCCAACGUUCAUCUUCUUCUUCUCAUUUUCCUUCUCCAAAAACACAAACACAGAACUCGGAAAAGUGUUGCUUUCGGAUUUUGAUUGGAGAGACUCUUGGAGAUAAUUUGCCUAAAUCCUACUAACAAUAAUAUAAUGGGGGCAAAUAACAUUUUUAAGAAUAGUGAUCAAAAUCACUAUUCUUACUAAGUGGGGACUGGGGCGUGAUGUGUGGCAAGCUAGUGACCAUGUUGGCUAACUACCCAAAAAGCUACCAUGACAGCAAAACUUGCUAUGAGAUCGUGAAAAAGAUGAGCUAUAAUUAUAAAGCUGUGAAAUGGUCCAUGGGCAAUUUAUUUUUUAUUUUUUUUUUUGGUAGAAGGGAAAUAUUCAAAAUAUGAGUCAAUCACUUGGCUUUCUACUUUCUAGCUCUGUGGGCUGCUGCUACGAGGUGAAUAUUCUAUUUUCAAAAAGAAAAAAAAUAUUAAAGACAAAUUGCAAACGGAAAAUCCCAAAUAGAUUUAAUAUUUGCUCAGUUACUCCUAUUAUUAUUUCAGCUCAUUCAAUUUUAUUUGCUCUGUCCAUCGUUCCAGAAUCAUCUUUUUUUUUUUUGGUUCUCUAUUUUUUUUUUCGUUGAAUUGUUCUCUAUUUUUAUUAUCCAGAGAAUGCAAAAUAAAUAUAUAGUGAUCAAGAAUUCAAGAUGCAACGCAGUUCCUUUCACCGUUUCACGCCUAAACGACGAAUUAAAAGUCCUUCAAAAAGACCAAAACGCGACGGGGAAAUGAAAUACAGAAAAGGAAAAUAGAAAGACUGGAAAACCGGACGGACCAGUGGAUCCAUGGAGCCCUGAGAGCCUCACAAAACGUAAAGGACAAGCCCGCGACGCGUUCCUCUCGGUAACCCGUACCCACACAAAAAAUAAAAAAAAUAUAGGGAAAAAAGAAUCUAAAAAUAAAAAAAGCCACAAUUAAUCCAACGGCCCACAUCCCAUCUCGGCCUUCCAUAUAAUCCCCAAUUUGUUUUCGCAUUCGAAAAAGAAAGAAAAAAAGAAAAGGAGUCAGUUUCCUCUCUCACUCACUGCUUCCCCUCUGCUUCUUCUUCUUCUUCUUCUUCUUCUUCUCCGCCUUUCUUCUGCUUCCAUCUCCCGUUUCCUCAUUCGCUCUCUCUCGCUACCGUCUCCUUCUUCCUCCUUCCUUCGUAAGGUUUCCGCUCUUCUCUCUCUCUCUCUCUCUCUCUCUCUCUGUAUCGUUGUAUGUUGUUCUCUGCGAAUUAUCGGCAAUGGCGGAUCUAUUGAUUGAUAGUGAUUGGAGAUGCUUCGUUUAUGUUUUUCGCUGAAUUUUGGGAUUAGGAUAGGGGAAGAUCUCUGUUUUCGUUGCUAUGGCUGUAUUUUCAGAACCUAUCGAUAGAUCUGUUGCCUCAACAUCAGCUAUUACUUCUAUUUCUUGGGUCUUUGCUUGUAUGGAGUGAGCAUAAUGGGGUGGGAUAUUGCGAUUCUGCAAUGGUUGAAUCUGAAUUAUCAAAACGGGAACAAAAUGUUGAUUGAAUUGUAUUCAUUGAUGUUUCGUGCUUUGCCUGUGAGAGUUCCUUCGUUGGUUCCCUAGGAAGUAUCGCUUAGUGGUCUGUCUUCUUUACAUUUCGUGCUUUGGGUUCUUCUAGGUUGAUUUCUUGUGUAAUGUAGUUUCUGGAGGUUUGCUGAGGCAGUUUUUAGUGGACGGUGGUUGAUAAUUGAAGAUAAGAUGCUGCUGUCAAUUGUCAUGAGGCCAUCAUGCAUUUAUGAGAAAGUGAUUGCACUCCUUGUAUUGUAUUCUUUUUCGACCUGCAUUGAUGAUGCUGUGUGACAAUUUGAUGUUCACCAAACGAAUGGAUGUUGUUUGCGUC